AUGUCUAUGCACAACUUGCCUGUCGAACUUCUUGAUAUGGCACAACGCAUCCUCUACCGUGAUGUAUCAGCUUCUGUCUGGUCGCGGAACUUAUGUGUCGUCAUCACUCUUGCGAAGAAACCGCAUAUCGCGCGUUUCGUGCGGUCCUUUUACAUUGCUAUAGAUUCCCUUGCUCAUGUCUUCCCCGCCUAUUAUCGCCAACUUGCAAAAGCCAUCCUAAAUAUGUCGGAGUUAACCUCCCUUAAUUUGCUUGUGGAUUCGAGCGUGAGCUGGGUGUUGAAGGAAUCGUCAAGUCGUAUCCACUUCUCCCACUUGCUUCAGUUCACUUGCUCCUUCCCUUUCGAUGAAAACGUUGCUAGGUUCCUUGAUAUCACGCCUUCGCUCCUUGAGCUCGAAGUAGAUUCUAUUCCUACCGUGUUUGCGCACAAUUCCCCACCCCCUUACCUUGCUCCAACUUCAAUUCCCAAUCUGGCACAGUUCGUUGGCUCCUCCCGGACUGCCGAAUUAAUCAUUCCUGGCCGUCCGGUAAGGAGCAUUCAUCUUAACGGCGGAGGUUUUAUGGAGGAUGAUAUUCCUCUGCUUUCCCGCUCGACUGUCCCUGUGGUCGUUCUGGGAACCGUUACCAAUGCACCUCCUGUCCCUUUCUUGGAAAUGCUGCGCAAGCAUGCGCCUCACUUGGUCUAUUUGCGAGUGAUGUCGACCAAAGACAUCUUCAGGGCUCCCACUGCCGAAUUUUAUGAGCAGGUGGCCAGUGUUCUAACGUCCUUCACAGAGCUCAGCGCAUUCGAGCUCUCCGGGAUGCACUGGGGCUCUCAAAGAAAACAAAAUGAUGGCGCAAAAAGGGUUUGGCAAUCAACGCCCCUCCAAAACAAAAACCUUCCUGAGGAUGAUUUGCUCUUUGGCACAGAAAUCUUCCUUGCAUACUGA
Suillus paluster is the source of this 927-nucleotide messenger RNA. RefSeq lists its product as uncharacterized. The record is from RefSeq and is a predicted model, not a curated record. The coding region runs from base 1 to 927 and encodes 308 amino acids. The transcript has 3 exons. Lineage: Eukaryota; Fungi; Basidiomycota; Agaricomycetes; Boletales; Suillaceae.